UUUGGUUGGGGUUUUUUUUUCUCUGUUUCUUUUUUCCAUUUUCAAUUUCUUCUUCCUUUCCAUUACUUCUUUUUCUUUCUCUUAGGUAGCAUUUAUACGUUGUUACCUAAAAUGAACUCUUAUAGUGAAGACAAGAUACUAGAACUCGGAUCUGACUUCAGCUUUUCUGAUAAACAGAGUUUCUACUCUCAGUAUAAAUUCUUGAAGACCAUUGGCCACGGAGGCUAUGCCAAAGUAAAACUGGCACACCACUGCCUCACAGGCACCCCGGUGGCUGUCAAAGUGCUCCGGAAAAGAAAGCUGUGGUGCUAUCCAGUCAUGUCCGAGGUAGACAUCAUGAUGACGAUCAACCAUCCCAACAUCAUCUCACUUCUCCAAGUGAUUGAGACGGAGAAGAGAAUCUACCUCGUCAUGGAGCUGGCCGAGGGGCAGCAGCUGUAUCAGUAUAUCCGGAAAGUUGGCCACCUGCUGGAGGACGAGGCCCGGGGAAUAUUCAAGCAAAUACUAAGUGCUGUAAGUUACUGCCAUGAUCUUGGAAUAAUUCAUCGCGACCUGAAACCAGACAACAUCAUGGUGGAUAACAACGGAAAAGUCAAAAUCAUUGACUUUGGCCUCGGCACCCAAGUCAAGCCCGGGCAAAAGCUUAGCUAUCAUUGUGGAACUUACUCCUUUGGUGCCCCUGAACUCCUCCUCGGCAGACUUUAUGACGGCCCCAAGAUCGACAUAUGGACCUUGGGGGUCGUCCUAUAUUUCAUGGUAGUCGGGAAGGUCCCGUUUGAUGCUCUCACCACGGCAGACCUGAGAAGGAAGGUUGUGGCAGGGAAGUAUGCUGUCCCCUCCAGCCUGUCAGAAGAACUCCGGGACCUGCUUAGCCUCUUGAUGACGGUCAACCCCAACCUUAGGCCAACUGUAGCCGAAGUGAUGGCACACCCCUGGCUCAGGGUAGACGUGGAAGAUUUACCAAAUCGCUGUGAGGAAAUGGUCCCCAGCUUGCCUGACCCUGCAAUUGUGGAAGCCAUGGAGCACAUUGGGUUCCAAGCCCAGGACAUUAAAGAUUCACUACAUCAGAGGAAAUUCAACCAAACCAUGGCAUCCUAUUGCUUAUUUCAAGGGCAGGCUCUCCAGAAGCAUGGCUGCCCAACCCGGGCUCAGCCCGCGCCGAAUCCAGGGGUGACGCCAUUCCCUUCCCUUGAAGAUCCUACUGCUUUCCCUCUAGAACCAAGGAGGAGGGGAAGUGAGCCGGCCCUUGGCACGUUACUCGGAGGGCCAUCCACUAAUGGUCAGCAGGCGGGUCAAAGGGGAGGCAGACAUGCCACCGGGCCGAUGCAGAGGACACCCAUACUGGACCCGGCUCAUCAACGUCCCAGGAGUGCUCCCUGCAUUUAUUCACCGAGCAGCAGCUGUGAGAACACAGGAGACAACAUAAGCUCGCAGGGCGCCGCAGCAGAGGGCAAGUCCGUCCACAGCCGGGGCCAGCACAGAGGCCUGAAGGGAUGGACAAGGAGGGUAGGAAAUGCCCUGAUGAGACUGUGUUGCUGCUACCCAUCAAGGAAGAAACCUCGCCGAGGGCAGAACAGAGUGCACGCCGAGAAAUGA
This is a messenger RNA of Phodopus roborovskii (desert hamster), 1596 nucleotides long. RefSeq names its product sperm motility kinase 2B. Gene Ontology annotation, biological process: microtubule cytoskeleton organization; protein phosphorylation; intracellular signal transduction. The coding region runs from base 112 to 1596 and encodes 494 amino acids. Gene Ontology annotation, molecular function: protein serine/threonine kinase activity; ATP binding; tau-protein kinase activity. Gene Ontology annotation, cellular component: cytoplasm. The record is from RefSeq and is a predicted model, not a curated record. The transcript has a single exon. NCBI's taxonomy places the organism in Eukaryota, Metazoa, Chordata, Mammalia, Rodentia, Cricetidae.